Xiphophorus hellerii (green swordtail) is the source of this 3375-nucleotide messenger RNA. It is a transcript of the gene nup58, whose product is annotated as nucleoporin 58. Gene Ontology annotation, biological process: nucleocytoplasmic transport. The record is from RefSeq and is a predicted model, not a curated record. Lineage: Eukaryota; Metazoa; Chordata; Actinopteri; Cyprinodontiformes; Poeciliidae. Gene Ontology annotation, molecular function: structural constituent of nuclear pore. Gene Ontology annotation, cellular component: nuclear pore.
AAUUACCCACAAUGCACUUGCAUUCGGGGAAUACCAGGCGGGCAAUAGAAAAAGUAAUACCAUGCGGAAAGUACUAUAUUUAUAGCUUUUUUGAGUGUAAGAAUAAUACCGUAUGGAGUAAAACAUCAGUAGUCAGUAGUGAAAUAGCUCCGGAGUCAUUGGGAAGAUAAGACAUUCUCAUUUUAUAAUGUUUUGAGCAAAGAUAAAACCGCUUAUUUUGCUCUCACGCGGGCAUGCGAGCUAACUGACGCUUGCUAACAGUUAACGCUUGAUCUCUCUAUCCUACGGCUUAUUAAUGCAAGUUGUUUACCUUUUAUAGCAAAAUGUCUGGUUUUAACUUUGGCGGUGGGAAUCUGGGCUCCACCAACACGGGUGGAGGAUUCACAUUUGGUGGCGUCCCAAGUGCACCUGUGGCCAAUGCCGGUGGCCUUUCAUUUGGGACUCCUCUGGGAACAGCAGCUGCCACCCCUGCUUCUACCAGCAGUAGCACCCCAUCGCUUGGUCUUGGAGGUGUUCUUUUUGCCCAGAAACCUGCGGGAGGUUUUUCUUUCAACACACCUGCCUCAACAUCCUCUGCAGUCGCCACAGGUCUUACAUUAGGCGCCCCUGCCACUACAUCUGCAGCCACCGGCUUUAGUUUGGCCUUCAACAAGCCCACUGCGUCUGCAACUCCUUUUUCGCUCACCACCACCACCUCCUCCACUACUGGGGCGGGUUUAAGUUUCGGCUCCAUCCUGACAUCGACAGCUCCACAGCAGCCUGGAGCCACGGGGUUCACACUCGGUCUUGGUGGUAUGACAGCCUCCACGGCAGCCUCAACGGUGCCGUCCCUAGGCGCUGGUCUCUUCUCCAGCACUGGAACCUCAGGUUUGGGUCAGACUCUUGGAGGAGGAACCGGACUUACCUUGGGGUCACUAUUGGCUACCUCUACAGCAGCAUCAGCUGCUCCUGCCCCGAGUAUUGGUCUGGGUGGAGUUGACUUCAGCACUUCCUCUGAGAGUAAGAGUGACGCCUCAUCUGGAACCAAUGCACAGGACAGCAAGGCUUUAAAAGAUGAGAACUUGCCACCGUUCAUUUGCCAAGAUGUUGAAAAUUUUCAAAAAUUUGUGAAAGAGCAGAAGCAGGUUCAGGAAGACAUAAGCAGGAUGUCAUCAAAGACUAUUUCUAAAGUACAAGAUGACAUCAAAAGCCUCAAACAACUUCUCUCUGUCUGCGCCAGCGGUCUGCAGCGCCAAGGUCUGGCUAUUGAUAAACUGAAGUUGGAGACAGCACAGGAGCUUAAAAAUGCUGACAUAGCACUGCGGACGCAAAAGACGCCCCCUGGACUUCAGCAUGAAAACACGGCUCCAUCAGAUUAUUUUCGUAGCCUGGUGGACCAAUUUGAGGUGCAGUUGCAACAGUUCCGGCAGCAGAUAGAGGAACUGGAGAACCACCUGACCACUCAGAGCAAUGGCUCACACAUCACCCCGCAAGAUCUGACUCUGGCCAUGCAGAAGUUAUACCAAACAUUUGUUGCACAAGCUGCUCAGCUUCAGUCUGUCCAUGAAAAUGUUAAGAUCUUGAAACAUCAGUACCUUUCUUACCGGAGAGCCUUCCUGGAAGACUCCACUGACAUCUUUGAGUCCAAACGAGCCUCCAACAGGAAAUGGCAGAGCGCGCCACAAGUCACAACCGGACCUGCCCCAUUCUCCAGUGUACCCAAUGCCGCAGCUGUUGCUAUGGCAGCCACGUUGACCCAGCAACAGCAGCCAACUCCAGGCACCCAGGCACCUUUGGGGGCAGGUUUUGGAAACCCCUUUGCCUCAGCAGUAGGCACUAGUUUGGGCUCUUCUACACUUGGAGGUUUUGGAGGUGGGCCAGGGUUUGGUGGAGUUGGAACUGGAGGGUCUUCUUUUGGAUUCUCCUCCACCAAUAAGCCUGCAGGGGGCAGUCUGAGUGCAGGUUUUGGUAGCACCAGCAGCUCCGGCUUCAACUUCAGCAACCCCGGCAUCAACCAGUCUGCUGGGCUGACAUUUGGUGUUUCGAACCAGCCAGGCAGUGCCUUUGGCACAACCCCAGCUCUCCAGCUGAAGAAGCCCCCCGCUGGGAAUAAAAGGGGGAAAAGAUAGAAACAGAUUAAGAAAAGAAUACAGACCAACUAGUGGCUUGUAGCAAAGAACAGCUUGGCCUCCUUAAAAGCAUAGAAACAGUGCUAAGAUAAAUUGUUACCUUAAAAAGCAAGGAACAUUGGUUUGAGGGAGAAGAUUCUAUCAUGUAACAGACUAUUUUGAGUAAUAUUAUUUCAACCUGGAAAGAACGAAUCCUGUGGACAAUCUGGCAUAAUUUGUCCUGUUUUGUUUAUCAUUAUUCUGUUAUUAUGCCAUAGCUGAUGUGAGCAAAGAGGCAACGAAUCCCAUCAGCACAGUGUCAGAUGGCGAGAUGAAACUAUGAAGCAUGAUUAUGCCCAUUAGAAUUUCCUCUAACAGUUUGUUUCUCACUCUUGUCUUUGGUGUGACAAUGCUUUGGGAAAGGCUAAGGCAAAAACAGUUGGUUCAACAACAAAUUGCUCAGUUAUUUUGAGAUUUUUUGUUUUGUCUAAUUGUAUAAGAUAAACAUGUUUUGUGCUUUCUAAUGAACUGUAGUUUUCUCUCCAUUGCAUCAAAAACUCUUUCAGAACAGAGCUGCUGUGCAAUUAACUUCCCUCAAGUUGCGUCCAAAGAGGAGUUUUUGUUUUUUUAAAGAGGUAAUGGGAAAAGGGAACAGUAUAGCCAGAGUCUACCAGUGUCAGUGAACAUUUGAUCGUAGAGUUUAGGUCCCAGACUGUCCAAUGUGUCUUUAGGAAGAUGCCAUUUUAUUUUUGUAUCAAGUGAAGGAAACUACGACAUUCAGAAAAAAAAAAAUUAAGAACACAAACAUCUUGUGGGUUUUCCGAUGUUUUGUCCACAAAAUCUGUUUUUGCUGAGAUGCAUUCUAAUUGUUUGAUCAUUUCUCAUAGACAGAAUUUCUCUUUGCGUCUUCACCAAGGUAUUGUAAGACUGUGGGGAAAAAUACUGUGCUCCUUGUCCUCAAUAGGCCUAUAAAAUGUUACGUUUAUUUUGAGUUUCUCAAGCAUAUUCAGCUUGCUCGGUUUAUACAUGUGCUAGGUAAAGGUUGCACUAUCUGGUGUAUGUGAUCUGAUAGUGAUCGUGUGAAUGUGUAAAUAUGCCUGUCACUCAGCUAUCAUGCUUCCGUUGAGCGUUGGGUUAAGAACUGUGUCUCUUUUUGUCCGUGUCUCUUUGGUUAUUACCAAAUAAUUGUAGUUGUAUUCUUGUUUUCUAUUCGGUCUGUUAAGAUCUGUAUUUUUGAGAUGCUGUUUAAUAAUAAAAUCUUUUGCCUGUUGAAUUUCCGGCUGCCACA